Molecule: messenger RNA, 1399 nt
Organism: Laetiporus sulphureus 93-53
Lineage: Eukaryota; Fungi; Basidiomycota; Agaricomycetes; Polyporales; Laetiporaceae
Product: cyclin-like protein
Exons: 7
Coding region: 83-1156 (357 amino acids)
Biological process (GO): positive regulation of DNA-templated transcription, elongation; regulation of transcription by RNA polymerase II
Cellular component (GO): cyclin/CDK positive transcription elongation factor complex; nucleus
Molecular function (GO): cyclin-dependent protein serine/threonine kinase activator activity
Source: RefSeq, a predicted model, not a curated record
GUUUUCCACUACCACCUCCGUCAAUCACCUCGGAAAAAAACCACAAAGACUCGCAUUUGGUCUCUACAUCACGCGCUCAGGAAUGGGAGCGACAAAAUUUCUAUCAUCGUCUUCCUCUCAAUGGUUGUUCCCGGUUUCCGCCCUACAAUACACCCCGAGCCACACGACGUCGGCGAUCCCACGAGAGAGGGAAUUGUACGAUAGAGCAAGAGGAGUUGAAUUUCUCUUUCGACUAGGAGUUUCCCUGCAGCUGCCCAUCUCCGCAAUGUACACGGCCGCCACAUGGUUCCAUAGAUUCUACAUGCGGUAUUCCAUGGAAGACUACCAUCGACAAGAUGUUGCUGCGUCAUGCGUUUUCCUUGCUACAAAGACCGAAGAAUGUGGUCGAAAGUUACGAGACGUCGCAAAAGUGUUCUAUUCGAAGGUUUCGAAGAUAGAUAUUGCUGAGAUUUCGGAUGAUAACAAGGAAUUGGAAAUGUACCAGCAAGCUAUACUGGCCACGGAAGAAGUCCUGUUGGAAGCUCUAUGCUUCGAUUUUGUGGUCGACAGCCCACAUGCGGAGCUCGUCGAUCUCUUCAACACCAGACAGGAGAGCGAAGAACUAGAAGAAUGCGCAUGGACAAUCGCAAACGACACAACCAGGACCCCGCUCUGUAUACUACAUCCACCACGCAUUAUUGCAGCCGCAUGUUACAUACUUGCCCAGCAUAUCAUCGAGGGCCCUCAAUCGCCAUCUCUAGAUGUCCGGAUAGCAUCACCUGCUCCAUCUGCUUCGUUGCCAACCCCGCCCUCGCACAAUCUCUCAUCUCCAGAGGCUUCUCGGUUCGCCGUGGAUUACUUUGAGUUUAAUGAGGUAGAUCUAGCUGGUGUUGCAGAAACUUUGAAUAUUAUACUGGAGUUCUACGCAGCUCAAGAUCUUCAACAUUCUGCUUCUCAUCUGGUUUCGGUGGCUGCAAUACCUCCUCCUGCGAUUUCGGCCACUAGGGAGAGACUAUAUACCACUUUCAAUUAUGACUCGAAAUCGGCUUCUCAGCCAUCCGUUUCCUCAAAUGGCCAUUGUGGCGCUAAUCAGACUCCCACCUCAUCACAUGGCGGGAGUACGCCAGGCAAGCCGCAGCCGAAAGCAUGGAGAUCCGUUAUCAAUUCACCAAAGUAAUCCAUUGACGAGCCCACAGAACGCAGCAGCUAAGUACCGAACAUUUGGCUAGUCGUAAGACGUUCGCGCCAAUAGUUGUAUCAUGUGUUUUUGUGCCGAUGUUCGCUCCAUCAUGUUUGUAUUUAGAAUGGACCUGACGUAUGGUCCACUAUCGUCCUCAAAGUGACGUGCAUACGGAUACCCGGUGUUCUGGUCGCACGUUCAUGUCGUUAAGAAAACGAAAGAAGAGGCUACAGCUAGGAG